Messenger RNA from Lagopus muta (rock ptarmigan), 2845 nucleotides. It is a transcript of the gene HDAC11, whose product is annotated as histone deacetylase 11. Bases 204 to 1190 code for a protein of 328 amino acids. The transcript is spliced from 11 exons. Gene Ontology annotation, molecular function: histone deacetylase activity. The record is from RefSeq and is a predicted model, not a curated record. Lineage: Eukaryota; Metazoa; Chordata; Aves; Galliformes; Phasianidae.
GGCGGGCGGGCCCCAGGGCUGGCUGUGCCGGGCCGCGGGGCGACCCUUCCCCUGCGCGGCCUCGUGGCGCGCCCCUGCCCGGCGCGGGGAUGUGAACGCUGUGCGGCAGGGAGCUGUUGGGGCCUCACAGAACUGAGUUAUAUGAAGGUGUUCCACCAACUUGCUGGCCUAUCGUGUAUUCUCCAGACUACAACAUCACCUUCAUGGGACUGGAGAAACUACAUCCAUUUGAUGCAGGGAAAUGGGGAAAAGUAAUCAACUUCUUGAAAGAAGAAAAACUAAUUGGAGAUGACUUGAUUGUGCAAGCACGGGAGGCUACGGAUGAAGAUCUUUUGGUUGUUCACACAAGGCGCUACCUUAAUAAGUUGAAGUGGUCCUUCGUUGUGGCUACGAUCACAGAAAUUCCACCAGUCCUCUUUCUUCCCAACUUCCUUGUUCAGAGAAAAGUUUUGAAACCUCUGCGAACCCAGACAGGAGGAACAAUAAUGGCAGGAAAACUUGCUGUUGAUAGAGGCUGGGCAAUCAAUGUGGGAGGUGGUUUUCAUCAUUGUUCAAGUGACAAAGGUGGAGGAUUUUGUGCAUAUGCUGAUAUCACACUGGCUAUUAAGUUCCUAUUUGAAAGAGUACCAGGGGUGUCUAAAGCCACAAUUAUUGAUCUGGAUGCUCACCAGGGAAACGGCCAUGAGAGGGACUUCAUGAAUGAUCACAGAGUAUAUAUCAUGGAUGUGUACAAUAGAUUUAUUUAUCCAGGAGAUGGAUUUGCUAAACGUGCCAUAAAACGGAAGGUGGAGUUAGAGUGGGGUACAGAGGACACAGAAUACCUUCAGAAAGUACAUACUCAUGUGGAAGGAGCAUUAAAUGAAUUAAAACCUGACAUUAUAGUUUACAACGCUGGAACUGAUAUUCUGGAUGGCGAUCCGUUGGGAGGACUUGCUAUUUCACCUCAGGGAAUUGUGAAGAGAGAUGAAGUCGUGUUCAAGGCUGCCAGAAGCCGUGGAAUCCCAAUUUUGAUGGUGACAUCUGGAGGCUACCAGAAGAGGACUGCCCGCAUUAUUGCUGAUUCUAUCCUCAACUUGCACAACCUGGGGCUUAUUGACAAGGACCUAGCAACCAGUGGAGCUGAAAAUCCUAAGGUAGAACAGAUGAUUAGGGACUCUGUAACAGACUUAACCAAUUUAUCACUGCAGUGAUGGUUAAUAAGUUUUUUUUCCUUAAAUUUGGCGUUUUAGGAGCAGGAAGUUUCCAAGGUUAAUGUAAGAAAUUCACAAAGGACUGAGCUUGCCUGUAAAAUAACCUAGUAUGGACAGCACACAGUUGCAGAUUAGCUGUGUUUAACUACUGAAGCUGUCUAGAGCGAAGGCAACAAAUCCUUCUGUGCUAAUUUACAUGUACUCAAGAGUACCUUGUUUCAGUUUAUAAUCUUACUGUAGAAAGCUUUAAUUGCUUCCUAUUGUUAUGGAUUGUCCACUGUGUUCAAAGAACUGUGUGGUUGGACUUUCCCAGGCCUGUUUGGUGGUAUGGUUCAGACAGUGGCUGGAGUAAUCUGCACUAAACUUACUGGUAUUAUUCUUAGAUACUGCAUUGUAUUUACUACUUUUUUAAAGGUUGUUAUAGCAGUUCUGUGCAGUCUUCUACUGUCAAUUUAACACUCAAGUGCAAUAAUAUGGAGAACAGUUCAGUUGCUUGGCUUUUAAGCCAUAGCCUAUUAGAAUGAACAUUUGUUAAUGUAUAUUUUAUUCCUGUUUACUACAGUGACGUAGAUUCUGCUUUUAAGUACACUGAAAAUAGAAUAUGAAAUGGCUUUGGCUUUGUAUGCAGAUGGGCAGUAAGGGAUCAGCAAUAAGUGUAAUUUUUGCCUCUUGAAAUGAGGCCUGCAUUUAAAGGCAGUAGUUACUAUGCAUUGUAGUUUGUUUACUCUGACUUACUAGAAAAUUAAACCUAGUUGUAGUGUUCUGAGAACUGUUGCAGAAAAUGUCACGUAGAAAUAUGAAAUACUUUUUAUCACCUACUUGUCAUAUAUAAGCCUUGCAGAGUAAAUUUCAAUUUUUUUCCAGCUAGUACUGUUUUUCACUUGCUUGAAGAUUACUGAUAGUCAUAGCUACAGUCAUAGUUGGUAACCAAAUUGUUUGUAUUUAGAAAUAAAAUACUGUGAAACUUCUACAGUAAGCUAAUGUAAUAACCUUAUAUGGGAGGUUCUAGGAGGUACUAUGAUAGGAGAACAAAAUAGUGCAUUCAGAUGCAAAUUAUUGGUGAUUGACUGUAAUGUUUGUUUUUGUUGGUACAUUAUGUAUUAAAUACUGCUUGUAGCAUUGGAUCUUAAAUGUACUAAAUUCUAUAUUUGGCAAGAGCUUUCUUAACUUCCAGGUAUUCACUGGUCUUCUGUUCAGGUUUGAGCCUUUCUGUGAAGGGACUCUGAUGUUUUCCAUGUAGUAGAAUUGGUGUGUAAGCUAUUUAAGGAAUGUUUCAUUCUGAUUAGAAUACUUACCUCAGUAAUGUCAUUUUUAAAUGUAUGAUGUUUAUUAAUGGUUGGAAUUUGCACAAUUGCUAUAAAUAGCUGCUUUAAACCAGAUUUGGCAUAUUGCACUAAUCUUGAUUUGCAGCACCAUUGUUAAAAGGCACUUUUAAACUUCUUAUUAUAGGUGGUCAGAGUACAACUAAUGUGGAGAUUUAUUUUUUUCUACACUGUCUGUGUUACUGAAAGAUGUUGGUAUUCUUUCAUAUAAUUUUUAUAAAAUUAUAAAUGAAAUUUCUAUGAACUAAAAUGCUGUAAUAGUGCAUAUUCUGUUUGUGUUAACUUGUUUGUUUUACUUUAACUCAGUAAAGAUUAAAAUAAUGUUGAAUAAUG